GCUCACACGUUGACAACUUCAGAGAGCUCAACCCACUGGAGCCAUGGCAACAGGGGAUCCAGAUGUAUUCCCAUCUCAGGAUGUGAAGCAAAGCACCAAGCCCUUGGUGAAGGGCAUGGCAUCGCCAAGGAAGGCAAAGAUCACACUCAAUGCCAUGAAGAUGUUAGAUCCUCGUCACCUGAAACCUGACAGCAUGGAGACAGACAGAAUCAUGAAUGUUUUGGAUGAGACAGCUGCCAAGCUGGAGAUGAGCAGUUUGAUCCCACGUGUGAUUGACUCUCUCGAUAGGUUUGCUGAUAUGCUGGGUCCUGAGAUCACAAAGAACCUGCUGGAGCUGCAAGAGCUUUCCAUGGAAAUGGAGUGCCUGCUUGCCAGCUCUGGGGAAGAGACCACGAAAGCUGAGGAACAACGGGGCCGUCUCUGCUUUCUAGAGCAGAGCCUGAAAUGUUCCAUUAGAAAUGUGCUGAGACUCUUCCUGGCCAACCCUUCACUUCUCCAGGCUCUGAAACCCAAAGCUGGGGUGGCAGACUCACCAGCUGAAGUGUUUGUCAGAGCCUUCGGGGUGUUCAGGAAUUUCAUGCUGGAGAGACUCCUGACUAGUCCUGUGGAAGAGGAAGGAAAGAUCCAGUUUGUGGCAGACAUCUCCCUCCAGAUUAAGAAGCACGCUGAAGCAAUCACAGCCCUGCAGGCAAAGCUGGCAGCAGCAAUUCAGACGCGAGAGGAUGAGAUUAGCAAGAAGGACAACAUGAUCAAAGACCUCAAAACCAGAAUUCAAGAUCUGGCCAAAGACUCCAAGAUCAGCAUGCAGAGGAUCAAGGAGGAAGGGGAAAACCAGCAGAAGGUGGAGCUGCAAGCCUCCCAGAGCAGGUGUGCUGGGCUGCAGCAGGACAUUGAGCAGCUACAGAGACAACUCACUACACUUGUGGUGGAGCACCGAGCAUCUGAGCUGAUGCUCAGGAAGAGGAAGUGCCGACUGGAGAUGGAAAUUUGGAACUGGGUCCAGAAAUACGACACAGACAUGGCAGAAAAACAGGCUGAGUAUGAGGAGGUUGAUGCUGCCUAUGCCGAGGAGAAGGCCCAGCUGUCCCUGCUGACAGAGAAACACGCUCUGCUUCUCCAGGAGUACACCCAGAUCGAGGAGGAACGCAAGAUGCUUCGGGAGAAGGAGGAGGAGGCUUUGAAGGAGCUGACCACCAAGAACCGCGCUGCUGCCCGCAUCCAGGCCCUCUGGAAAGGCUACUUGGUCCGGCGCCUCUACAGGCCAAAAAAGAAGAAAGGCAAGGGCAAGAAGGGCAAGAAGGGCAAGAAAUAAAGCACAAAAUCUAUUCUCCUUCCU
This is a messenger RNA of Pezoporus occidentalis (night parrot), 1336 nucleotides long. It is a transcript of the gene DRC10, whose product is annotated as IQ motif containing D. NCBI's taxonomy places the organism in Eukaryota, Metazoa, Chordata, Aves, Psittaciformes, Psittacidae. Bases 44 to 1312 code for a protein of 422 amino acids. The transcript has 4 exons. The record is from RefSeq and is a predicted model, not a curated record. Gene Ontology annotation, molecular function: protein binding.